This is a messenger RNA of Penicillium subrubescens, 1218 nucleotides long. Its product is annotated as ankyrin repeat domain-containing protein. The annotation marks the transcript as partial. The record is from RefSeq and is a predicted model, not a curated record. NCBI's taxonomy places the organism in Eukaryota, Fungi, Ascomycota, Eurotiomycetes, Eurotiales, Aspergillaceae. The transcript has 2 exons. Gene Ontology annotation, molecular function: protein binding.
CAAACAUGGCGAUGGUACGGCCAUAGUGCUCUUGCGACAGCCGUGCAGAUUGGAGAUGUCUCAAAGAUUCAACUUCUACUAGCGAAAGGUGCAAAGACGGAUGAGCUAGUCGCUAUCGAAUUCGAACACGAUACUACAACUACAACAAUAUUGGGGCUUGGCGUGCAAACUCAAAAGUUUGAAGUUAUACAGUCAUUACUAGGUCACGGUGUUGACGUCAACCCUGACUUCAAUGGCUUUCCAUUUAUCUCGCCCCUCACAUUGGCGGUUGAAAGGUCAAGGACUGAUAUCGUCAUGUCCUUGCUGCAGAAGGGAAUAGAUGUGAAGGCUAUUGAUGAGGGAUUAGUCGAGACCCUACUUGAACGAGCAGCCCGCAAGAAAAACCUUUCUCUUUGUGAAGCUUUGCUGGCUCACGGAGCCAAGCUUAAUGACGAAAUGUCACGACGCCUCCUGGCUGGCUUUCAUGGAAGCGCUCCAAGUGCUAUAGGGGCCGCAAUCCUUUUUGAACACCCGCUGGAGCUGUUCCGAGAGGCAAAUACAGAGCCCAAAGGUACACCGAAACUCGACUCCUCUUAUUUUCAGCUGGAGGACUUGGAUUUUGAGAUUCCACCUCCGGAGUCGGUCCUUGAGCUUGGGAUCUUAAUGGGAAACAAAGAGGAUUUGCUUUCUCUGUUUGAGUGGAUUCCCUGGACUGCAACUCUUGUUGGACGCGCUCUGACGCUCGCCAUCCUUCUUGGAGAGCAACAGCUGUUGGAUGUUCUGAUGAAAUUCGGCCCUGAUGUUACACAAGAGAUCACAAUUUACUACCAUGAUUCUGAGAUGGAUACUGGAAUCAGAGGUAUCUAUACCCCGCUUCAAGCUGCAGUCAAGCACCAGUUCGUCCAAGUUGCGACUGAGUUAGCAAAGAGCGCGGAUGUCGCGACUGCUUUGCAGAUUGCAUCCCUUCGUGGAUAUAUUGGCAUUGUACAACUGCUUGAUCUAGGUGCGGACGUCAAUGAAGGUCCUGCGAAGCGUAAUGGGCGAACAGCCUUGCAAGGUGCGGCAGAGUACGGUCGCAUUGACAUGCUGCACAUGCUUCUGGAUAAAGGGCCGUUGGUUGUUGGAGAUGCUAAGCGCUCUUAUCACAAAGCUGUAGACCUCGCAGAGCGGAACGGGCAUAUGGCUGCUGCGAAAAUUCUCAGGCAUUUUAGGCGCACCGUCGAGCCGAGCUUAUCUUAG